GAAGAUCUCAUUCCUUCCGAGAUCAGCAGAGCAUCAUAAACCCAAAACCCACUAUGCUAUUGGUUAAUGGGGGGAGUCCGGUAAUUUGGAGCCCUUCGCGUCGGCAACACAUCAGCAGACUCCAUCAACCCCAUUCAUUCUACCACUUUCCCCUUCGAUCCCAAACCCUAACCCUAGCCGUCGCCAAGAUCGCCAUGUCCUCCCCCCCAAUCGACGACGCCGCCGCCGGAACCACGAUCCCGCCGGGAUUCGCAGAGAUCGUGGUGGUUCGCCAUGGGGAGACCUCUUGGAACGCAUCCAAAAUCAUCCAGGGUCACAUGGAUUCAGAAUUAAAUGAGAACGGGAGGAAACAAGCAUCUGCGGUGGCUGUUCGACUGUCCAAUGAACCUACGUUUGCUGCUAUAUAUUCAUCUGACUUGAAACGAGCUUCUGAGACUGCACAGAUUAUAGCAACCACUUGUAACCUAUCUGAGGUAAUAACAGAUACUGCAUUGAGGGAAAGAAAUAUUGGAGAUAUUCAGGGUCUGACAUUACGUGAUGCAGCAAAGCUGAAGCCUGUGGCUUACAAGAUCUUUAUGUCUCACGACAGAGAUAAAGAAAUCCCUGGUGGUGGGGAAAGUCACAAUCAACUCUAUGAGAGAUGCACAUCUGCUUUGGAGAGAAUAGCUAGGAAGCACAUAGGGGAGCGAGUUAUUGUAGUCACUCAUGGAGGAGUCACAAGAGAAUUAUAUCGUAGGGCUCGGCCCAAUUGCUCGCCCCAUGGAAGGAUACAAAAUACGGCAAUGAGUAUAUUCCUUGUUUCUGAGAAUGGUGAAAAUUGGAUGCUCAAAGUAUGGGGAGACGUAAGUCAUCUUGAAGAAAUUGGAGUCCUUGAGGACAGUUUUGGCGGCGACAGAAACUCUGCAUAGUCUAUUUCCAUAUGCAGAGCAAUUGCUUGGAGGAAGAAACCUUUUGAGAAGAAAUAGAUUAAAGGAGAAUUAUAUGCCAUUGAUAUAUAAAGAUAUAACACUUGAACCUACUUUCAAAAAUUUCGUUUGGCUAACUCUUUAUAGAAGUGAAUGAUUUUUAUAUUGAAGAAAUUGCUAUUUUUUAUGUUCGUUCGA
Asparagus officinalis (garden asparagus) is the source of this 1103-nucleotide messenger RNA. Its product is annotated as phosphoglycerate mutase-like protein 4. The transcript is spliced from 6 exons. Gene Ontology annotation, cellular component: cytosol; cytoplasm. The record is from RefSeq and is a predicted model, not a curated record. Lineage: Eukaryota; Viridiplantae; Streptophyta; Magnoliopsida; Asparagales; Asparagaceae. Bases 54 to 908 code for a protein of 284 amino acids. Gene Ontology annotation, molecular function: phosphatase activity.